UCAUUCAUUGAUACAGUAAAGCAGAGCAGGCACAGCUGAACAGCGGCGGCAAAAGCAGUAAAUUUUUGCAGAAGAAAAUUAUAAUUUUCAAAACAGUGCUACAAAAGGCAAAUAAUGAGUACUGGUGGCACCGGAGGCGGUGUCGGAGGCGGUGCACGCCCACCACCCAGGAUCGAUGGCAUGGUCUCGCUAAAGGUCGACAAUCUCACAUAUCGCACCACACCCGAGGAUUUGCGUCGUGUCUUCGAACGUUGUGGCGAAGUAGGUGACAUUUACAUACCACGCGAUCGCUACACACGUGAAAGUCGUGGAUUUGCCUUUGUGCGCUUCUAUGAUAAGCGUGACGCUGAGGACGCACUAGAGGCCAUGGAUGGUCGUAUGCUGGAUGGCAGGGAGCUGCGCGUUCAAAUGGCACGCUAUGGUCGACCCUCGUCGCCGACGCGCCGCAACAGCAGCAGUAGUCGUCGUGGCGCUGGUCUUGGCGCCGGCGCUGGCGGCGGUGCUGGGGGACGUCGUCGCUCGCGUUCACGUUCCCCGAUGCGUCGUCGUUCGCGCAGUCCGCGACGACGCUCGUAUUCGCCGCGUUCACGCUCGCGUUCUGCGGGCAGUCGCUCACCCGGUCGUCGCAGCAAAUUCUCACGCAGUCCCGUGCGCGGUGACAGUCGCAACGGCAUCGGCAGCGGCGGCUUGGCCAGCGGCUCACGCAGUCGCAGUCGUUCCUAAAUUUGCCGGCACGCUUCAGACGUUCCAUACUUUUACGUACGAAAAAGCCUUAAUUGACUCGUGGACAACGGUAUAUCCAGAAAACCCCGCUCAACAAGGCUGCUGUAACAACAUCUCAAUGCUGUGUACCAGAACAGCAGGUAUACAAAAACAAAACAAAACUGAUAAAAGAUUUACACAAUUAUACACAGAAUAUUUAUAGUACACUAUUUUAAGUUGAGGAAGCGAACAAACUACUAAACAAAUCAACAAAAGAGAGCAAACUAAAAAGAACUAUAAGAGUAUAUAAAACAAAGCAUAGUUCAGCCUGGUCAGGGUUUUGGGAUUUAGUUUUAUAUUGUUUUUUAGUUACUUCUGUUUGUUUUUCUUUUGCAUAUUGUGUUUAAUAUAAUUUGUCUGCUCAAACGGGUCAGCAGCUGGCAAUAGUGUUUGCUAGGGUAUCUAGGGUAUAGCAUUUAAUAAUUUGGGCGCCAUUAUUGAUGACUUGUGUAGCACACACUACAAAAAAUAAAACAAAAAA
Molecule: messenger RNA, 1243 nt
Organism: Drosophila navojoa
Lineage: Eukaryota; Metazoa; Arthropoda; Insecta; Diptera; Drosophilidae
Gene: SC35
Product: SR family splicing factor SC35
Molecular function (GO): RNA binding
Source: RefSeq, a predicted model, not a curated record